Messenger RNA from Phasianus colchicus (ring-necked pheasant), 1275 nucleotides. RefSeq names its product RNA binding motif protein 38 (gene RBM38). Gene Ontology annotation, cellular component: cytosol; nucleus. The record is from RefSeq and is a predicted model, not a curated record. Gene Ontology annotation, biological process: regulation of RNA splicing. Gene Ontology annotation, molecular function: mRNA 3'-UTR binding. NCBI's taxonomy places the organism in Eukaryota, Metazoa, Chordata, Aves, Galliformes, Phasianidae.
CCGGCACCGGCGGGAGGGGAGGGCGGGCGGCGCCCGCGCAGACGGGACAAAGCGCGGCCAUGAGCCCGCUGUAGGCCGCUGGGAGCCGCCGCCGCCUCCAGGGAGGGAGGCAGGGAGGGAGGGAGGGGGUUCUGGCCGCGGGUGGAUGCCGGUUGCGGCCGGCCGCGCCCGGCACCAUGCACACCGUGCAGAAGGACACUACCUUCACCAAGAUCUUCGUCGGGGGGCUGCCCUACCACACCACCGACUCCUCCCUCAGGAAGUACUUCGAAGUCUUCGGGGACAUCGAGGAGGCGGUGGUGAUCACCGACCGGCAGACGGGCAAAUCCCGGGGAUACGGCUUUGUGACCAUGGCAGACAGAGCCGCGGCUGAGCGGGCGUGCAAAGACCCCAACCCCAUCAUCGAUGGCAGGAAAGCAAACGUGAACCUGGCGUAUCUGGGAGCAAAGCCGAGGAGUAUUCAAACCGGUUUUACCAUAGGUGUGCAGCAGCUCCACCCAGCCUUCAUCCAGAGACCCUUUGGACUCACGCCUCACUACGUUUACCCCCAAGCUAUCAUUCAGCCCAGCGUGGUGAUCCCCACCCCCGUGCAGUCCAUCGCAUCUCCCUACAUCGACUACACCGCCGCCAGCCAAGCCUACUCCCAGUACACCACAGCUGCCUACGACCAGUACCCCUACGCUGCCUCUCCUGCCGCGGGCUUUGUGGGUUACGGCUACACGGGGGCAGUGCAGCCCCCCAUCACCGCCAGCACCCCGGCAGCGCCCGCCACCGCCUUUGUGCAGUACCAGCCCCAGCAGCUGCAGCCCGACCGCAUGCAGUGAGCCCGCGUUGCUGGGACGAGUCUUUUGCAAUGGAAGGAUACAAUUAGGACAACAAAAGCAACGGCAAAAGAAAAACAAAACAAAACCAAGAUGCAAAAAACAAACAAACAAAAAAAAAAACCCACAACAACAAAAAAAAAACAAAACAAAAAACAAGGAAAAAAAAAAAGUCACCCUGACCCUGUCUCCCAUUUAUUUAGGUGCAUAUCAAUACCUAAGCUAUUUAUAGUGUUACGGGCAAACCCAAACCCUCGCAGUCUGACUGUGCUCACGAAGAAGGACUUCGGGUAAGUUGUUUUUCAGUCUGGACAGAUCACGUCUUGAAGAUGUUCUUAAAGUGACUGAAAUGAUUCACAGGAAAACUACAGCUCCUUGCACAUGUCACAGUCUGCUUCCAUCACCUGUGGGCUUCUUUCUGCCCCCCCCCCCCCCCCCCCCCCCCCCCCCCCCC